Molecule: messenger RNA, 801 nt
Organism: Aureococcus anophagefferens
Lineage: Eukaryota; Pelagophyceae; Pelagomonadales; Pelagomonadaceae
Exons: 1
Coding region: 1-801 (266 amino acids)
Biological process (GO): ubiquinone biosynthetic process
Cellular component (GO): mitochondrial inner membrane
Source: RefSeq, a predicted model, not a curated record
AUGCUGCUCCACGCGCGGCGCCUCGUGGCGCGCCGCCCGCUCCGGGCCGCGCUCACCCGCUGCUCGUCGUCGUCGCAGGACGCCUUCGACGACCACAAACCCGUCGGCCAGCGGACGUCGAACUACCGCGGCCACCUGCCCACGAGUCCGCUCCAGAAGGCCUUCGCCGCCGGCGCGUCGGCGCUGCAGGCCAUCGCGAACCCGGAGCGCGCGGACAUGGUGGGCCUGCUCGGCGAGGUGACGGGCCGCGUCGCCCUCGAGCGGCUCCGCGACGAGCUGCGGGCGAGCGCCGAGGGCCGCGAGGUCCUCGCGCUGCGGCCGAUCGUCUCGACCGCGGACGCGGACGCGGCGCGCCUGCGGGACGCGUGCGCGCCGGGCACCUUCGGCCGCGCCUACGGCGCCUUCAUGGGCCGCCACGGCUUCGACGCCGACGACCGGUCGCCCGUGACGCUCGUCGACGACGAGGAGCUCGCGUACGUGCUGCUCCGCUACCGCCAGGUCCACGACUACUGGCACGUGCUCUUCGGGCUGCCGCCGUCCAUCCCCGGCGAGCUCGCGCUCAAGUGGUUCGAGCUCGUCCACACGGGCCUGCCCGUGGCGGCCUUCUCCGCCGUCUUCGGGCCCGUGCACCUGAGCGGCGGCGACCGCGCGUUCCUCCGGGACGCGAUCAUCCCCUGGGCGCUCGACGCGGGCAAGCGGGCGAAGCCGCUCCUCGCCGUCCACUACGAGGCCCACUGGCACACGGACCUGGCGCAGCUGCGCGCGGACCUGCGCGUCGUCCCCGCGCCGAAAGGCGGGUGA